CACUGUGCACGGGCCUCGGUCAACUUCGGAGUCACCAGGACCGUGCUCAUCAACCAGUGUUGCACCACCGACCUGUGCAACAGCCUUCCCGUGCCGGCACACGUGGCAAGACGACACAAUGAAGAUCGGAACGCGUCCUCUUUUUUUCCUCGUCUUUUUCCCCGAAGUUGUCAGAGCAUCGACUUGGACCGUUGAGGUGCCGUCUACAGUCGAAGGACUCCCCGGGUCUUGCGUGGUGAUUCCCUGCUCGUUCAACUAUCCCGAUCCCCCGGGGGCCAUCGGCAAGUUCACCGGGAUUUGGAUGGAGGCCGCGCACCAUCCCGUCUACCACCCCGUCGGCUCAAAGAUAAUGCAAGAGUACCUCGGUCGGACCGAGCUGGUGGGAGACGUCAGACACAAGAACUGCUCGCUCAAGAUCGAUCCUCUUCGACCAAGCGACCGAGGCCCUUUUCAUUUCAGGGUUGAGUUGAAAAGCUAUCAAAUGUUCUCUUACAAAGACAACACCGUCUCCAUAAAUAUGGCACACACUUUAAGUCCCGUCAAGUUAACGGUGACCGAAAACGCAGCCGAUCCGACUUUGACCGCUUCCUGUUCCGUCACCCAUUCGUGUCCCGCCUCUCCUCCCGUCUUCUUCUGGAGUCACUCGGGACGCCGACAUGAGCAUUCGCGACCGCUGGUGGACGGCCAGUGGGAAGCCACGUCCACGUUGACUUUGCAUCCCGCCCAUGCCAAUAACGACAGCCAUUUGCUUUGCCACGUCAAAUUCAAGGGAGGCCAACGUCAGGAAGCGUCCCGGAUCAUAAAUGUCCAAUACGCGCCCGUGAACGUCGCCGUCGACUACGAGGCCAACGUGCAGGAGGGCGGGGCGGUGCGUCUGAGGUGCAGCUCCGACGCCAACCCCCCCGCCAGCAGCUACGAGUGGCAAAACGACCGCGGCGCUCAGCUGCACAGGGGCGGCGUCUUCAUUCUGACAAACGUCUCCAGGCACGCGGACGUCCUGUACUGCGUCGCCGUCAACGCCGUCGGCAGAGCGACGUCGUCGCCCGUGCGGCUUGACGUGACACACGCUCCCGAGAUCAGGAGCGUCUCGGGCUGCUCGUCUGACGGGGAGACGGUGAAAUGCGUGUGCAUCGCGGAGUCCAGACCCCCCGGCGACGUCCGCUUCCUCCUGGCCGACGCGGUCCUGCCGGGGCCCGCCGUGGAGCGCCACGGCGCCAUCACCAUCGGCACGCUGCGGGCUUCGCUUCCUCCUGCCGAGUUCGUCUACUGCGUGGCCAACAACACCGUGGGCAGCGCCAGCGCCGCCAUCGCUUUACCCGUUCGCAUCAAGAUGCUGUAUUUUUAUAUAACUGCAGCUGGAGCUGCUGUGAUCGUGACGAUUCUCUUCAUUGUGAUUGUAAAACAGUGCAGGGCGAGACGGAGGGACGCGCCGAGCCCAGAUCCUCGGCGUCAACCCGGGAACUCCCUUCAAACUAUCACGGGAGCGAGGAAAAACAUCGCGUGUUGUGCAACGCACAGCAACAGGUACAGUGAUCACGUUUACGGCAACAUGUAUGAGGCCGAGUCGAUAGACUGUCAACCGGUUUACGCCAAUCUGUGAAACGGACCUCAAGUAAAGAACGGCCGCGUUGUCUUUUCUACUUGUCUUGUUGUGUAUGUUUCGACAAAUGUUUAAUAUUUUCAGUGCAGGCGGCAAGGUAGAUCACCUGAAAAACCGUUGGCCUCACAGUUCUGAGGUCCCGGGUUCGAUCCCGGCCCCGCCUGUGUGGAGUUUGCGUGUUCUCCCCGUGCCUGCGUGAGUUUUCUCCGGGGACUCCGGUUUCCUCGCACAUCCCAAAAAACAUGCAACAUUAAUUGGACCCUGUAAAUUGCCCCAAGGUGUGAUUGUGAGUGCGGCUGUUUGUCUCUAUGUGCCGUGCGAUUGGCUGGCAACCAGUUCAGGGUGUAACCCCGCCUCCUGCCCCGGUGACAGCUGGGAUAGGCUCCAGCACUCCCCGCGACCCUCGUGAGGAUGAGCGGAAAAGAAAAUGGAUGGAUGCAUGGAUUUUCAGUGCAGGUAACACAGUUUUUUUUUGUGUGUGUAGCAUUUGUGAAUAUCCCUGUGAUUGCUGCAUUUAUUUGUCAAUUGUACUGUGCAUGAGUGCCUCAAUUAAAAGAGACGUAUUAUUCAAUUGUGCCCAAUUUCAAACAGUUGCCAGGUUUAAAAAAAAAAAUACAAAUAAUGGUCGCUGGCUGACAUUAUUUCGUCAAGUUAACAUACGGUAAGGAAUGAAAUUACGUUUCACGUUCACAUAAUUGUGGUUCAAAUCACUCCAUUUUGGUGAAGUGGUUCUGUCUCUCGCUGUUGGCUUUCGGUGAGUAAUUAUGAUUAUGAGUAAUCAAGGUUGCAGAACAUGAGUAAGUGGCGUAUUGGGAAAGCAUACAAUGAAUAAUGGGGAGUUUCUGCUAAUCACGGUGGCUAGUUUCCUCCCACAAAUGCACGUAUCCAUGCUUUUAUCUCAAGAAGACUUGACUAUUGUAACGGUCUUCUGAGUGGACUCUCCAAAAAGAGCAUGAAGCAGCUGCAGCUCACUCAGAAUGCUGACGUACACGGAAAAGUAGAAAUGAUUUCCCCGCAUAGUCAUUAGGGCAGGAGUCAUCAACCUUUUUGAGGCUGAGGGCUACUUGGUGAGAACUGAUUGUACGAAGGGCUACAUGACUUGUUUGCAGAAAACGUCAGUCAUAGUUCAUUAUACAUACAUAAAAUAUUUUGGUUUUAAUUGCUUUGUAUGGUGUGACUUUACAGGUAUUUUAAAAAUGUAAAUCGCAAAAGCAAGUCAGAUUCAAAAUUUAAAGCUGCGGUAUUUUUAGAACAUGCCUCGCGGGCGCCUUAAAUUGUCCUUGCGCCCGCGGGCACCGCGUUGGUGACCCCGCAUUAGGGAGGAUUAGAGAAUGAAAUUCAUUCAAAUCAAGGGAAUACAUUGAAAUCAUUCGCUCAUUCGCUACAAUCUAAUCACUGCAAUAUGAUUUUUUUUUUUGUAAUGGGUCGCUCAUCGGACAAAUGAAAAAUACUUUUCACUCGUACACUACUCGGGAAGAGUUGAGUAGUCUUUUAACUGUUCAGAAGUUAACAGAUCACAUUCAAAUUUUUGACCGAAUGGAAAUCACACACAGCUGGCAUCAUGUCAACUUUGAAAUGGAAAAAAAAAAUGUCAUCAGCACACGCUCGGGCACAAGAGAAACACGAUUUGGUUCAUCCGCUGAAAUGACUGAAUGAAAAAGCUCUUUGCUGACCGGAGUUAUCGAUAAAGUGCAUGCGAGAGAGCGAUCGGGAGAGAGAAAAAAAUUCAUUUUUGAGUGACAUGUGACCAUUAAAAAGCGCUAAUGUAAAAACACCUGAAACUUACUGCACGGUGUUUUCUCAAGUACGAAGUGCGCUGAAAUAUACAAGUAAGUCCAGGCAGUGACAAAAACAUCGACAUUUUCACUUCCAUGCAAACACAAGUUGCAAUAAAUCCAAACCUCUGUGCAGGUACCUGUUUUUUUUUUUUUUUUUUUUUUUUUUUUUUUUUUUUUGCUGUCCUGCUCUGUGCAGCUUGCUUGUGUGUUUGUUUUGUGUGUGUGUAGCGCACUAGUUACCUUUGCUGGUAACUCGUUCAUUUAACAAUGGAGCCACUCAAUUAGUUUUUGGGAAAAGUAACUAGUAACUACAACCAAUUACUUUUUUCAAAGCACUGGUUAUUGCUGUAGCAUAAUUACAUCAUACCAGAUCAACGUCAGCAUUGCGUUUCUGACUGGAUUAAAAAACAAACCAUUUUAUAUCCUUUUGUUUUCUCGUGUUUCAACGGAAAUGAAAGAUAUUUUUGCGCCACAACUCGCGUGCCUAAAAUCAACAAUUCCCCAGAAAUGGAAAUAAUGCAUCAUGGGCAUACAGCAAUGCACUCACCAGCCUAGCAUACUCUACUAAAGCAUACAUUUUAAGCAAAAAUUUAAUAUAUUUGUCAAGUUAUUUAAUGAUUAAAACUAUUUCAACUACACAUUUAUUUCUACUAUGCAGUUUAUCAUCAGAAAAGCUAAAAAAAAAAAACCCGCUUUAAAAAAACUAUUUUAAGCUUGGAACGCAUUAUUUCAUUUUCCAUUCAUUGUAAUGGGAAAACACUCUUUGGAUUUCGAACAUUUCACUUCUCAACCGGCCUUCUGGUACGGAUUGUGGUCGAGAACUGAGGGACUACUGUAUUGUUUUUUUCGUGACCAUCGUUUGAAAACGCCUUUCAAAAAAAGUUACAUUUAAUCUCACACUUGGUGAGUGAGCAGGCUGUUUGUAUAUCAAUGUUGAAUUAAAACAAAAAAUAAAUUGAUUUUUUUCACAAUAUCGUCUCUAACUUUGUAUUUAACUUCGCACAAUCAAAGGAGUACUCGGGUCAGAAUUUUGCCUCAAAAUGUACUUUUGGAUCUCAAAUUUAUGAUUAAUCGUGUGUGUUUCGCUUAGUUGUGUUUUGUCUAUGUUGUUUUUUUGGGAGGGCUCGCAACACUUUUU
Messenger RNA from Syngnathoides biaculeatus (alligator pipefish), 4516 nucleotides. RefSeq names its product sialic acid-binding Ig-like lectin 14. The record is from RefSeq and is a predicted model, not a curated record. Bases 119 to 1600 code for a protein of 493 amino acids. NCBI's taxonomy places the organism in Eukaryota, Metazoa, Chordata, Actinopteri, Syngnathiformes, Syngnathidae. The transcript has 10 exons.